This is a messenger RNA of Penicillium oxalicum, 558 nucleotides long. RefSeq names its product histone-fold domain-containing protein. Gene Ontology annotation, cellular component: CHRAC; nucleus. The coding region runs from base 1 to 558 and encodes 185 amino acids. Gene Ontology annotation, molecular function: protein heterodimerization activity. The record is from RefSeq and is a predicted model, not a curated record. NCBI's taxonomy places the organism in Eukaryota, Fungi, Ascomycota, Eurotiomycetes, Eurotiales, Aspergillaceae. The transcript has 4 exons.
AUGUCCCCGAAAGUCGUGCCCGAGCCCGAGGAGAUCACUGGGCAAAGUGCUCUUCCCAUUUCGCGAGUCAAGAAGAUCAUACAGCUUGAUGAAGACAUUGCGCAAUGCUCCAGCAAUGCAACCUUUGUGAUUGCCAUGGCUACGGAGAUGUUUAUCGAAUAUCUCGCAGAACAAGGGCACAAUGUUGUCAAGUCAGAAAGGAAGCCCCGAAAGACGGUGCAGUACAAGGACCUAGCCACCGCCGUGUCACAUAUCGACAACCUUGAAUUCCUUUCGGACGUGAUUCCCAAAACGACAACCUAUAAGAAAUUCAAGGAGAAAAAGGCCAAGGAUGCUGCGAAACGCACCGAGAUGGAAAAGGGUCAACGAACGUUGAACGGGAAUGGCUCUGGACCUGGAAGGUCAAACGGCGCCUCUGCUGAUCCUGAUCAGAUCGAUACUACGACUUCCCCGACAUCUGUCCCACGCACGCCAGUUGUGCCUGUGAGCGUUCUGAUUGCUGACGAGCCGGUUGAGCCGUCUGGCCGAGGUGAUCCCGACGUUGAGAUGCGGGAUUGA